Liolophura sinensis is the source of this 2228-nucleotide messenger RNA. RefSeq names its product polyubiquitin-C. NCBI's taxonomy places the organism in Eukaryota, Metazoa, Mollusca, Polyplacophora, Chitonida, Chitonidae. The coding region runs from base 112 to 1941 and encodes 609 amino acids. The record is from RefSeq and is a predicted model, not a curated record. The transcript has 2 exons. Gene Ontology annotation, molecular function: protein binding.
CCAAUCACAACCCGGAUUAGUGUCACAUGACUCUGGCUAUAUAACGCACCACACUGCUUUGUCGUGCAUGAUCCCUGUAGCUGCGGAAGCCAACGGACGAACGAUACAAUCAUGCAGAUCUUUGUCAAAACACUGACAGGCAAGACCAUCACUCUUGAAGUGGAGGCAUCAGACACUAUUGAAAAUGUGAAAGCCAAAAUCCAGGACAAGGAAGGUAUCCCACCAGAUCAGCAGAGAUUGAUCUUUGCAGGCAAACAGCUUGAAGAUGGCCGCACCCUGUCUGACUACAACAUCCAGAAAGAAUCUACGCUCCAUUUAGUGCUCCGCCUGAGAGGAGGAAUGCAGAUUUUCGUCAAAACACUAACUGGAAAGACCAUCACACUGGAGGUCGAGGCUUCAGACACCAUUGAAAAUGUUAAAGCCAAGAUUCAGGACAAGGAAGGUAUCCCCCCAGAUCAACAGAGAUUGAUCUUUGCUGGUAAACAGCUUGAAGAUGGCCGCACCCUGUCUGACUACAACAUCCAGAAAGAAUCUACACUCCAUUUAGUGCUCCGCCUGAGAGGAGGAAUGCAGAUUUUCGUCAAAACACUAACCGGAAAGACCAUCACACUGGAGGUCGAGGCUUCAGACACCAUUGAAAAUGUGAAAGCCAAAAUCCAGGACAAGGAAGGUAUCCCCCCAGAUCAACAGAGAUUGAUCUUUGCUGGUAAACAGUUGGAAGAUGGCCGCACCCUGUCUGAUUACAACAUCCAGAAAGAAUCUACGCUCCAUUUAGUGCUCCGCCUGAGAGGAGGAAUGCAGAUUUUCGUCAAAACACUAACUGGAAAGACCAUCACACUGGAGGUCGAGGCUUCAGACACCAUUGAAAAUGUUAAAGCCAAGAUCCAGGACAAGGAAGGUAUCCCCCCAGACCAGCAGAGAUUGAUCUUCGCGGGCAAACAGUUGGAAGAUGGCCGCACUUUGUCAGACUACAACAUCCAGAAAGAAUCUACGCUCCAUUUAGUGCUCCGCCUGAGAGGAGGAAUGCAGAUUUUCGUCAAAACACUAACUGGAAAGACCAUCACACUGGAGGUUGAGGCUUCAGACACCAUUGAAAAUGUUAAAGCCAAGAUCCAGGACAAGGAAGGUAUCCCCCCAGAUCAACAGAGAUUGAUCUUUGCUGGUAAACAGUUGGAAGAUGGCCGCACCCUGUCUGAUUACAACAUCCAGAAAGAAUCUACGCUCCAUUUAGUGCUCCGCCUGAGAGGAGGAAUGCAGAUUUUCGUCAAAACACUAACUGGAAAGACCAUCACACUGGAGGUUGAGGCUUCAGACACCAUUGAAAAUGUGAAAGCCAAAAUCCAGGACAAGGAAGGUAUCCCCCCAGACCAGCAGAGAUUGAUCUUCGCGGGCAAACAGUUGGAAGAUGGCCGCACUUUGUCAGACUACAACAUCCAGAAAGAAUCUACACUCCAUUUAGUGCUCCGCCUGAGAGGAGGAAUGCAGAUUUUCGUCAAAACACUAACCGGAAAGACCAUCACACUGGAGGUCGAGGCUUCAGACACCAUUGAAAAUGUUAAAGCCAAGAUCCAGGACAAGGAAGGUAUCCCACCAGAUCAACAGAGAUUGAUCUUUGCUGGUAAACAGUUGGAAGAUGGCCGCACUUUGUCGGACUACAACAUCCAGAAAGAAUCUACACUCCAUUUAGUGCUGCGCCUGAGAGGUGGAAUGCAGAUAUUUGUCAAGACCUUGACAGGCAAGACCAUCACACUGGAGGUUGAGGCAUCAGACACCAUUGAAAAUGUAAAGGCCAAGAUCCAGGACAAAGAAGGUAUUCCCCCAGAUCAGCAGAGAUUGAUCUUUGCUGGUAAACAGUUGGAAGAUGGUAGAACCCUGUCUGAUUACAACAUCCAGAAAGAAUCUACCCUUCAUUUAGUGCUUCGUCUGAGAGGAGGAAACUAAAUUCAUCCUAAAUAACAAUCUACAAUUUGUUCUGGGCAUUCUGUGUUUUCUGUGCUCUAUAACUUUGUCAUUUGGCUAAAGUAAAGUGCAUUCCAGUCCAAUCAUUGGUUUUAAGAAAUAAUUAUGUGCUUGAGAAACUGUAAAACUAAAAUCAUUGACCAUGUGAGUUAGUGAAAGUCAUAAUUUAUGGGAUUUAAGUUUUGGUUGAACAAAUAAGGGUCUAAAUCAGUAAAAGGAAACAUGCUGUUUUAUGGAUGAAAGAUUCUAUUAAAAGUCUGUUAACUGUA